CCAGUGAUAGAUAAUGAAAACUAUAAAUCAGCUACAAACCCCAACAUUGUAAAAAAAGUUGCAAAACAAAUUCGUGAAGAAAUUGAAAAUGACAGAUAUAUUAUAACAAAAAGUAUACCAAAUCUAAUAAGCAGUAUUGGGGCAAUACCCAAAGCAGGAAGUGAAGAGCCACGCAUCAUACAUGACGCUAGUAGGCCUUUGGGCAAAGGCCUGAAUUCCCUGGCCACACCCAGACCUUUCAAAUUUGAGGGAUUUGAUCAAGCAGUGAAACUAGUUAAACCGGGAAAUUAUAUGUGCAAAGUUGACUUACGAUGGGGAUAUAGACAUGUUCCAACCAGUGACAAUCGCAUAAAGCCACUGGUUUAAAAUUUAAAUUUCCUGGAGAUAACGAAUGUAC
Owenia fusiformis is the source of this 397-nucleotide messenger RNA. Lineage: Eukaryota; Metazoa; Annelida; Polychaeta; Sabellida; Oweniidae. The record is from the annotation of a GenBank genome assembly.